Cylicostephanus goldi is the source of this 444-nucleotide messenger RNA. The record is from the annotation of a GenBank genome assembly. Lineage: Eukaryota; Metazoa; Nematoda; Chromadorea; Rhabditida; Strongylidae.
AUGGCUUAUAAGUACUAUUUAACAGCUGUGGACGUUCUUGAUUCUCCCUUUGCAAUGCCCAGAAUCUGUGCAGGAUUGCAUUGCCCGUAUCCGACUGCUAAUGUAAGUGCAUCAACUGACCCAUUCAAAUGCGCAAUGAAGAACUGUCCUCAACCAAGAGCUGACGUUCAUCUUAUGCUUAUUCUACUAAGACUCAUUAACGCCACGGCAGAUGUCAUUCCUACUCCAAAGACUUUUGAUGAAGCUGUGUCCAUGGUGCAUAAUGGUACAGCUGAUAUCACCUUGAAGCAUGUAUUCCAAGAAAAGAAACAUCGCGGAAAGGUAGAUUUCACUUCUACAGUACGAACCUUCUACACUGGAUACGUUGUCAAGGAAACUACGGAAAUAGAAGUGGUCAACUAUAUUCUAAAGUCGUUCACUUUUGAAGUGGGUCAACAUAAGUAG